Molecule: messenger RNA, 4606 nt
Organism: Drosophila grimshawi
Lineage: Eukaryota; Metazoa; Arthropoda; Insecta; Diptera; Drosophilidae
Product: CD109 antigen
Exons: 8
Coding region: 216-4526 (1436 amino acids)
Cellular component (GO): extracellular region
Molecular function (GO): endopeptidase inhibitor activity
Source: RefSeq, a predicted model, not a curated record
UUGUGGAUCCGAGUGGCGAUCGAUACGCAUCAUAAGCGUCUCAAGUCAAUCGCGACGCAAAGCUAGGCUUUGAUUUACUAUGUGUUUGUGCUGAUAACAAAGAAAAAAAUAUUUAAUGAGAAUUAUGUGCAAUAAAAAAUUAUUCUAACAGAAUAGAAAUAUAAUAAAACAAUUAUUGGUUAGCAAGAGAAAACUUUGUAUUUAAAUUGACAAAAAUGACGCGGAAUUUAGCGGAACUUUGCUUUUUAUUUUGUAUACUUCAGUUGGGACUACUCGUCAAUGCCGCUGGCCUGUAUACGGUGAUUGGGCCUGGCACCAUCCGCUCCAACUUUAAAUACAAUGUGGCAGUAUCUGUGCACAAAGCGGACGCAAAGAGUCUGAUUAAAGUGGGCAUCACUGGCCCAUCCUUCAAUGAGACCAAACAGGUCGAAGUGCAACCAAUGUCAACGGUAAAUGUUGAAUUCGAUGUGCCCAAACUGAUGAAUGGAGAUUACAAUCUGACAGCGACUGGUAUUGAGGGCAUACUCUUUGAGAACUCAACGAAACUGAAUUAUGCGGAAAACAAAGCAUCGACUUUUAUACAAUUGGAUAAGGCAACCUAUAAACCAGCGGAUCUGGUACAUUUUCGAGUGCUCUUCCUCGAUGAGAAUACACGACCAGCUACGAUUGACCAGCCCAUAACAAUUGUGAUUAAUGAUGGUGCCCAGAAUCGCAUCAAGCAAUUAUCGGAUGUCAAAUUAAACCAGGGUAUCUAUACAGGAGAGCUGCAAUUAUCGGAACAACCCGUGCUGGGUACAUGGAAUAUUGUGGUCACUUUGGCCGAUGAAACUGCGGAAACUAAAUCCUUUGAGGUGGCCAAAUAUGUUUUGCCCAAAUUUGAGGUAAUUGUGGAAUCAGCCAAAGAUGUUGCCAUACAGGAUGGUGUCAUUAAGGCCACGAUUCGAGCCAAAUACACUUAUGGCAAACCGGUCAAAGGCAAAGCCACCGUUUCUUUAAAACCAAAUUAUAAUUAUUUUGAUGACAGUCGUGCCGGCAUGGGUCAAAUGAAAACCAUCGAUAUCGAUGGCAAGGGUCACGUUGAGUUCCCACUGCAGGACAUGGAGCAAAAUUCACGUUAUACGCCUCCGAUGAAGAUAUUUGCUGUGGUCACCGAAGACUUGACGGGUCGGCAGCAUAAUAGUUCAACAAUUGUCAAUUUGCAUGCGCAACGAUAUAAAAUUGAGGCACUCGAUGCACCCAACAAUUAUCAUCCCAACAAAUCGUUUAUCUACCAAUUUGUUGUCAAGAAUUUGGAUGGUUCCCCCGUGCAAGAUGCGACGAAAAAAGCAAAAAUCUCCUUUGAUGGACCCUUAGGAUAUUUCCACUUUGAACGAGAGCAUCUCAGUGAAAGACGCCGUAAUGAGACCGUUGAAUUAGAGGCUACCUUGAAUGCACAUGGUAUUGCCACAUUUGAUUGUUUACUGCCCGAAAAUACGUUUCAGUUGUAUAGUAUUAGAGGUUAUUAUGCGGACUCCAAUUCCUACUUGGGUUCAAUUCGAAGAUUUCAACCGGAAAUUGAACCCACUGUGCCACUGAAAAUCCAAAUAAACACUAAGAAUCCAAAAUUGGGUAAGAGCGUUUCGUUUGAUGUGACAUCGAAUGAACCUAUUCCAUAUUUUCAAUACGCGAUUGUCGCUCGGGGCAAUAUUGUGAAAGCGGAGCAUGUUGAAGUGCCACAAGGUCGCAAGAACCACACCGUUAAGUUUACACCCACGUUUGCAAUGGUGCCACAGGCCUCCAUUUAUGUCUACUACAUCUUUGACAACGAGCUGCGCUUCGAGGAGAAAGCAAUCGAUUUCGAUAAGGAUUUUGAGAACUCGAUCGAAAUCUCUGCUCCAUUGGAAGCGAAGCCCAGCGAAGAUGUGAAACUGCAGAUCAAAACUGAUGCCAAUUCGUAUGUGGGUCUGCUUGGUGUGGAUCAGAGUGUUUUGUUGCUCAAGUCUGGAAAUGAUUUGAGUCGCGAGGAUGUCUUCAGCAGUCUGAACAAGUACAAGACAUCGACACCCUGGCAGCGGGGCUAUGGUCGCUAUCCGGGACAAAAUUCGGGUUUGGUCACACUAACAAAUGCCAAUUAUCCUUACAAUUUUGGUGUGCGUCACUACUAUGCCGAGCCCCUUCCAUUAUCAAAUGCUAUGCUAUUUAGAAGGAAUAUGUAUAUUGUAUCGCCUUAUUCAGCGACUAAAGCAAAGCCGGGCACAGGACUGCGAGGAGCAGCGCCUGCUGCCAAAAUUGUCCCACAAACUCGAAAAGAAUUUCCUGAAACUUGGAUAUUCCUAAACAAUAUCACUACCGAUGCAGAAGGUCUUACCUUGACUAAAAAGAUACCGGAUACUAUUACUUCAUGGGUUGUGACUGGUUUCUCCUUGAAUCCAACAACUGGAUUUGCCCUCACUCAAAGUCCCAGCAAAAUUCGAGUAUUUCGUCCAUUUUUUGUCUCCACAAAUUUGCCACAUUCUGUGAAGAACGGUGAGGUCAUUGCCAUACCUGUCAUCAUUUUCAACUAUAUGGAUAAGGCACUCGAUGCAGAGAUUACAAUGGAUAACUCGGAUAAGGAAUAUGAAUUUGCUGAGGCAACCAAUGAAGUUGAGGAGAAAGCAAUCGAUGAAAUACGACGAGUUAAACGAGCUACAAUCGCCUCGAACAGUGGUCAGAGUGUCUCGUUUAUGAUUCGGCCCAAGAAUGUGGGAACGAUCACGCUAAAGAUUAAUGCAAUAACUCCACUGGCAGGUGAUGCGAUCCAACAGAAAUUAAAGGUCGAACCGGAGGGAGUGACAAAGUAUGAAAAUCGAGCAGUUUUCAUCAAUCUUAAGGCUGAUCAAUCAGAAAUGCAACACGAACUCGAGGUUGAUAUUCCCCCAAAUUCCGUAAAAAACUCGGAAUUUAUAGAGUUCUCUGUCGUUGGUGAUCUAUUGGGUCCUACCAUUAAAAAUUUGGAUAAUUUGGUGCGUAUGCCCUAUGGCUGUGGUGAACAGAAUAUGGUAAAUUUUGUGCCCAAUAUUCUGGUGCUCAAUUAUCUGGACGCCACCAGGCGCAAAAUGCCCAGCGUUGAGGAAAAGGCGAAAAAAUUCCUCGAGAUUGGCUAUCAGCGUGAGUUGACCUAUAAACACGAUGAUGGCUCCUAUAGUGCCUUUGGCAAAUCUGAUCCUUCGGGCAGCACAUGGUUAACUGCGUAUGUCAUGCGCUCUUUCCACAAGGCUGCCAAAUACACCGAUGUCGAUCCCAAGGUUAUAGGAGAAGGCUUGGAUUUCCUGGCCUCCAAGCAAAAGGAUAAUGGCGAGUUUCCCGAAGUGGGCAAAUUAUUUGAUAAUUCCUAUCAGAAUGAAUUGGGAUUAACAUCAUUUGUGCUGCUUGCGUUCUUUGAAAAUGAAGAAGUGCUAUCGAAGUAUCAACAAACCAUCAACAAGGCCCUGGAAUAUGUUGCUCAAGAGGUGGACAAGACAGAUGAUCAAUAUUCGCUAUCGAUUGCCGCCGUUGCUCUGCAAUUGGCCAAGCAUCCGAAGACCAAGCAAGUUUUGGCCAAGUUGGACACUGUUGCCAAGCAGCAAAAUGGCCAGAAAUGGUGGUCCAAAACCACCGCGAAGAACUCAACGGAUGCAGAACGAUUGAUCAGUUGGCGGCCCAGCACUAGUAACGAUAUUGAGAUUACAUCUUAUCUGCUGAUGGCACUCCUCGAAGAGGAGGCAGCAGAAGCAACGCUGCCCAUUGCCAAGUGGUUGAUUGCCCAGCGGAACAGCAAUGGAGGCUUCUCCUCCACAAAGGACACCGUCGUCGGUCUGGAAGCACUGACUAAGUUUGCAAAGAAGACUGGCUCUGGCAGCGGCACCAUUGACAUUGAUUUCGUUGGGUCUGGGAACGAUAAAAAUGAUAACGAUAACGAUAACAAGGGUGCUAUCAAAGUGAAUCCCGAGAACUCACUGGUACUUCAGAGUCACGUUUUGCCCGGCAGCACACGUAAGGUUCGCUUCACAGCCAAGGGUCAGGGUUCGGCAAUGGUGCAAUUAUCCUAUCGAUAUAAUAUCGCUGACAAAGAGAUGAAACCCGCCUUCAAGGUGAGGCCCACUGUUAAGGAUACAUCCUCGCAGCUGUUGAGUGUGGAGGUGUGUGCCGAGUAUGUGCCCCUUGAGUCGAGUAACCAGACCAGUGACUCCAACAUGGCCGUCAUGGAAAUUGCCUUGCCCUCGGGCUACGUCAGCGAUGCCGAUAGUUUCGAUAAAAUUGAGGCAGUCGAUAGAGUUAUGCGCAUCGAUACCAAGAAUUCGGAUUCCACGGUAAUUGUCUACUUUGACAGCCUGACUCCGGGUGAUGUCAAGUGUAUCCCGGUGGAGGGCAUCCGGGCGCAUUUAGUGGCCAAGCAACAACCGGCUGCUGUCUCCCUCUACGACUACUAUGAGACAGAUCGACGUGCCACGGAGUACUAUCAGGUCGCCUCCUCGCUCUGUGACAUCUGUGAGGACUCCGAUUGUGGUUCGGGUUGUAAUAAGCAAUAAACAAAUGUAAUCGUUUCUUUAAAAGUCCAUUAACACUUCACCUCCGCGUGGUGUUUAAUAAAUAUUUAAGUGCAUUCUAA